Apus apus (common swift) is the source of this 4924-nucleotide messenger RNA. RefSeq names its product nidogen 2 (gene NID2). Gene Ontology annotation, biological process: cell-matrix adhesion. The transcript is spliced from 22 exons. The coding region runs from base 110 to 4177 and encodes 1355 amino acids. Gene Ontology annotation, molecular function: calcium ion binding. NCBI's taxonomy places the organism in Eukaryota, Metazoa, Chordata, Aves, Apodiformes, Apodidae. The record is from RefSeq and is a predicted model, not a curated record. Gene Ontology annotation, cellular component: basement membrane.
CCCUCCGCCGGGUCGGGGCCGUCCCGCCGGCUCCGCUCCGGUUCGCCCCGUCGGGUGCGGUCGGUCGGUCGGCGCCGUCGAGGGUCGGGUCGGGUUGGCCGGCGGCGGGAUGCGGGUGGCGGUGGCGGUGCUGGCGGCGGUGCUGGCGGCGGUGCUGGCGGCGGUGGGGACAGCCCUGCCCCGCCCGGGACUGUUCCCGCACGGCCCGGCCCGCGGCGAUGCCCGGCUGCGGCCCGGGGACGACGAGAGCUCUCCGGGGCUGCCGCUCCGCCGGGCCCUGCGCCUCUACGGCCGCGCUGCCCGCCGCCUCUACGUGGGGACCAACGGGGUCAUCUCCACCCAGGAUUUCCCCAGGGAGACCCAGUACGUGGAUGACGAUUUCCCCACAGACUUCCCUGUCAUCGCUCCCUUCCUGGCCGACCUCGACACCUCCGGGGGCAGAGGGAACAUCUACUACCGGCAAGAUGACUCUCCAGAUGUGCUGGACCAGGCUGCAAGCUACAUCCAGGCUGGCUUCCCCAGCUCUGCCAGCUUCUUCGUGCCCACCAAUGCCUUCAUCACCACUUGGCAGGAUGUGGGUGCCUACCAGGAGCUCUCACAGGACGCUCAGCCCUCCAAGAAGCUCAACACUUUCCAAGUGGUCAUAGCCUACGAUGAUGAGGACACCUACACCAUCUUCCUCUACCCUGAGGGUGGCCUCCAGUUCCUGGGGACACGGCCCAAGGAGUCCUACAAUGUCCAGCUGGAGCUACCAGCCAGGGUGGGCUUCAGCUGGGGGGACGGCGAUGACCCAAAGAGGGACGGGCUCUUCCACAGCCUGGCCAGCAGUGAGCAGGCUCUGAGGCAGCUGGAGCGGGAGAGCAACACUGGGGUGCCCGGCGUGUGGGUCUUCCACGUGGGCAGCACAGCCCCCCUGGAGCAGGUGGAGCCGGGGGGCAGCGGGGGACAAAGCCCCGAUGUGCUGCCAAGUGCCACACACCACGUCUCCGGCACCACCGACCGUGCAUCCACGGAGCAGCUGGCCCAGCACAGCUUGGAGCCCACCUCACCCCAUCCCCACCAUCGACCAGCACUGCUGGGCGUUGUCCCCAGGGGGCUGCCUGUGUCCCCCGGGCAGGAGCGGAGCCGCCGGCUGCCCCCCGAGGGGGACGGCAGAGCCCGGCAGAGCUACUCUGCCAACCCCCUGUCCUACAGCUCCGGCCACCACGGCGUCGGCGUGGAGGAAGAUGAACAUGUCAAUCCUGACAUGUUCACCUACAGUGCAGCCAGCAAGGAGACGUGUGCCCAGCACCAUGGGCGCUGCUCCCCACACGCCUUCUGCACCGACUAUGCCACCGGUGUCUGCUGCCACUGCCGGGCCACCUACUAUGGCAACGGGCGCCAGUGCCUGCCUGAAGGGGCCGUGCAUCGCCUCAACGGGAAGGUGAGCGGGAACCUGAGGGUGGGACGGGCGUCCAUCAGCUUCCAGGAGGUUGAUCUCCACGCCUACAUCGUGGGCAGCGAUGGCCGGGCCUACACGGCCAUCAGCGGGGUGCCCCAGCCCGCUGCCCGGGCCCUCCUGCCCCUCCUGCCCAUUGGUGGGCUCUUCGCCUGGCUCUUCGCCCUGGAGGAACCCGGCGCCGAGAACGGCUUCAGCAUCACGGGUGCUGAAUUCACCCAGAGCCUGGAGGUGACCUUCUACCCUGGGGAGGAGACCGUCUACGUCACUCAGACAGCUGAGGGCCUGGGGCCAGACAAUUACUUAAGCCUUAAGACACACAUCCAGGGCCAGGUGCCAUUCCUCCCGGAGAACGUCACUGUCCACAUCACUCCCUACAAUGACCUCUACCACUACUCCAGCUCAGCUGUGAUGUCUUCUGCUCGCCGGGAGUACGUCCUGGUUGCUGGGACGGCCAACCAGACCUUGUCCUACCGCCUGCACCAGAACAUCACCUUCUCUGGCUGCCCUCACGCCCGCCUGCCCGCCCGGCAGCAGCUGGUGGUGCCUCGCGCCUUCGCCCUCUACGACCACCAGGAGCACGUCCUGCGCUACGCCCUGGCCGCCCGUGUCGGCACAGCACCAGAUGAUGCUGAGAAUCCCCUGGUGAACCCGUGCCACGAUGGCACACACGCCUGCGAGGCGACGGCGCGCUGCCAGCCCGGUGCAGGGAUGGAGUACGUGUGUGAGUGCCCAGCUGGGUACCGCAGGGAUGGACGGGGCUGCCGAGAUGUGGACGAGUGUGCCGAGGGCCUGAGCCACUGCGGCCCCUUCAGCAGCUGCCUGAACGAGCCGGGCAGCUACCGGUGCGAGUGCCGCAGCGGGUACCGGCCGGCGGGGGACGGGCAGUCCUGUGUGCCGCUGGUGCCAGUGACCAACCCCUGUGAGGACGGGAGCCACCCCUGCGCACCGGGGGACCGGGCUCGCUGCCUGCCCCGUGCCGGGGGCCCUCCCGCCUGCCAGUGCCUGCCCGGGUAUGCUGGUGAUGGCAUCCACUGCUCUGAUGUGGAUGAGUGUGCUGAAAACCCGUGUCACCCGGCUGCCACCUGCUACAACAGCCCAGGCUCCUUCUCCUGCCAGUGCCAGCCCGGCUACCAGGGUGAUGGCUUCCAGUGCACGCAUGAAGGGAUGACGCAGCGGCUGACCCCCUGCCAGCACGACCAGAUGUACCCACGGGCAGUGCCACCGGGACCCUCGCCGGUGGGUGACGGACACGUGCCCCAGUGUGAGGAGGACGGCGGGUACCGGCCGCUCCAGUGCCACGGCAGCACUGGGCACUGCUGGUGCGUGGACGCUGCAGGGCAGGAGAUCGCCGGCACCCGGACGGCACCGGGCAGCACCCCGCCCCGCUGCGGGACCCCAGGGUCCAUCCAGCAGCUGACUCCCUGUGAACACGAGCGGCUGUACCCGCGGGCGGUGCCACCGGGACCCUCGCCGGUGGGUGACAGACACGUGCCCCAGUGUGAGGAGGACGGCGGGUACCGGCCGCUCCAGUGCCACAGCAGCACCGGGCACUGCUGGUGCGUGGACGCUGCGGGGCAGGAGAUCGCCGGCACCCGGACGGCCCCGGGCAGCACCCCGCCCCGCUGCGGGACCCCAGAGCCCACCGAGCGUCCCCCCAGCAUGUGCGAGCGCUGGCGGCAGAGCCUGCUGGAGCACUACGGGGGCAGCCCCCGCCGGGACCAGUACGUGCCGCAGUGCGGGGCGGGGGGCGAGUUCAGGCCCCUGCAGUGCCACGGGGACAGCGGGUACUGCUGGUGCGUGGACCAGAGCGGCCGGGAGAUCCAGGGCACGCGCUCCGAGCCGGGCACCACCCCUCCCUGUCUCCCCAGCGUCGCACCGCCCAGCGUCCAGCCCUCGCCCCGCCCCGACGUGUCCCCACCAGCCUCGGGGACCUUCCUGCUCUACGCUCAGGGGCAGCAGAUCGGCUACCUGCCCCUCAACGGGACGCGGCUGCAGAAGGAGGCGGCCAAGACCCUGCUCUCCCUCCAUGGCUCCAUCGUGGUGGGGAUCGACUAUGACUGCCGGGAGAAGACCAUCUAUUGGACCGACGUGGCCGGCCGGACCAUAAGCCGGGCGAGUCUGGAGUCAGGUGCUGAGCCAGAGACCAUCAUCAGCUCAGGGCUCAUCAGCCCCGAGGGGCUGGCUGUGGACCACCUGCGCCGGGCCAUCUUCUGGACUGACAGCGGCCUGGACAAGAUCGAGAGAGCCCGGCUGGACGGUUCCCAGCGGCGGGUGCUCUUCGACACGGAGCUGGUCAACCCCCGGGCCAUCACGGUGGACCCUGUCCGAGGGAACCUUUACUGGACGGACUGGAAUCGGGAAGCACCCAAAAUUGAAACUUCCACUGUCAACGGAGACAACAGGAGGGUCCUGGUGAACAGGGACAUUGGCUUGCCCAACGGUCUGACGUUUGACCCCUUCUCCAAGCUGCUCUGUUGGGCAGAUGCAGGAACAAAGCACCUGGAGUGCACGUUCCCUGACGGCACGGGCCGGCGGGUCAUCCAGAACAACCUCAACUACCCCUUCAGCAUCAUCAGUUAUGCCAACCACUUCUACCACACGGACUGGAGACGGGAUGGUGUGAUAGCCAUCAAUAAAGAAACUGGCUCCUUUACUGAUGAGUAUCUUCCAGAGCAGCGAUCACAUCUCUAUGGAAUAACUGCAGUUUAUCCCUACUGCCCUGGAGCAAAGAAGUAACAGCUGCUCUUUGGAGAAACAAUCAUCUUUGCACCCAGAAGAACUUCAGACCCAGGAAACUGUCACUGCAUACAACUAAGGGGGGGAAAAAACCCUUAAACCAAGGCCCACGAAGAGAUCUACUUUCCUGCAAAAGCUGAUCAAGUAUUUUUUGAAGUUAUACCUCAAGUCUUUACUACUGUAUUUUUUUUAAGUGAAAAACAUGGAUAUCUUACCAAAAAAAUGGUCCUGUGAAUCUCAGACCAUUGCUCUAACUCUUGCUUAUACAAGCAAAUUUAAAAUGUAGCUUUCUUUUUCAAAUGUUUGAUUUUAUUGGAAGAAGAAUGGAUUCAUUUUUUUUUUAAUAAGUUUUGACAAUCUGACCAACGGGUCCUUAAAUCCAAAACCAAGUGCUAUGGGGAACUCUGGCUGCAGUACCUUGCUGGGUCUGGGUAAUCCACAGCCCUGAAGGCAGAGACUCUGUGUGCCCAGAAGUGUGCAGAACAGUUAUGGGAUAUGGCAAAGGCAUGGAAAUUUGUCCAGAGGACAAGUCUGUAUUUUCACCACUGCCUCAAUGCAUGUCUUUUAGUAUUUAUAUUAGAAGAAUAUGCUAGAAUUGAUCUGUUGAUGCUUGUUGGUUCUCCUAAGUGCCUUCCUAGACCUACCCAGUGUAGACCAAUACAUGUUCAGAAAUACCAUUUACGUUGUAACGCUUCACUUUUUUCUAGGUUACUUCAAUAAUUGAAUAAACUGGUUGGUUUAAGUUUC